AUGGUGGUGAAUGUGGUAGUGGACAUGGAGGAAGUGGAGGUAGAGGUAGUGGUGGUACAGGUGGUGGUGGUGAAUGUGGUGGUGGUGGUAGUGGUGAUGGACGUGGUGGUGGUGAAUAUCGUGGUGGUGAAGGCAAUGAUGGUGAAUGUGGUGGUGGAUGUGGUGGCGUUUUUGAAAAUACUAACAGCGUAUUUCCAGAACUUGAAAUCACCACUACAUCCACUACCAAAUUCACCACCACCACCAUAUUCACCACCACCACGUCCACCACCACUAGCACCACCACAUUCAUCACCACCACCUUUACCACCACUACCAUCACCACCACUUCCUCAACCUCCACCACCACCACCUCCAUUAACACAUUUACCACCAUCACCAAUAAUGUUGAUCGUUACGAUCAUGGAAGAAAGGGAAAAUAAAGGACUUGAGGAGGAGAGGGAGGAGAAGGAAGAGGAGGUGGAAGAAGAUCACGUGGAGGAGGAGAAGGAGGUGGAGGAAGUGGAGGGGGAGGUGUAA
Molecule: messenger RNA, 519 nt
Organism: Orbicella faveolata
Lineage: Eukaryota; Metazoa; Cnidaria; Anthozoa; Scleractinia; Merulinidae
Product: arp2/3 complex-activating protein rickA-like
Source: RefSeq, a predicted model, not a curated record